This is a messenger RNA of Scaptodrosophila lebanonensis, 1617 nucleotides long. RefSeq names its product major facilitator superfamily domain-containing protein 10 (gene rtet). Bases 171 to 1568 code for a protein of 465 amino acids. Lineage: Eukaryota; Metazoa; Arthropoda; Insecta; Diptera; Drosophilidae. The record is from RefSeq and is a predicted model, not a curated record. Gene Ontology annotation, molecular function: transmembrane transporter activity. Gene Ontology annotation, biological process: transmembrane transport. Gene Ontology annotation, cellular component: brush border membrane. The transcript has 6 exons.
UUUUGCGUUCAACUUUCACUUCAAAGAUUUUUUGUUGGGGCCAAGUGGUUGUUGUGGCCGAGUAGUUACUUCAGUCAUAAGCACAGACAGUAAUGUUUACAGUGUCUUCAAUGCGGAUGAAUAAGAAAAGCUUGUACACGCACGCAAAUUAAAGAGUCAACAAUCACAAGAUGUCCAGCAUAAGGAAUCUCUCAAAACCGGAUGUGGACAACAACAAUAGCGACUCACAGACAAAACAACAAAAUGCUGAAUCAAAAGAGAAAAGUGAUCCCAUGAUCUAUAUAAUAUUUGCAUCGUUACUCUUUGAUUUGUUGGCCUUUACAAUUAUAUUACCGCUGUUGCCCUCUCUCUUGGAACAUUAUCGGACCAAUGAUAGUUCCGGCUUGUAUGCUAUACUUACGGACCGUGUACGCUGGUUCCAAGAGCUGGUCGGCGCUCCAGAGCGUUAUACAUCGGUACUUUUUGGUGGAUUCCUGGGCUCCAUGUUUAGUUUUUUACAAUUCCUGGCCAGCCCCAUUGUGGGCGGUUUGUCGGAUUAUUAUGGACGUAAGCCUUUGCUUUUGAUUUGCGCAUCGGGUAUAUCGCUUUCAUAUUUGCUUUGGGCCUGCUCCAGCAACUUCGCACUAUUUGUGUUGGCCCGCUUUGUGGGCGGAAUUAGCAAAGGAAAUAUUUCUUUAUGCAUGUCUGUCAUUACGGAUGUCUCCAGCGUACGUACUCGCGGACGCGGUAUGGCGUUGGUGGGCGUGGCCUUCUCGCUGGGAUUCAUUGUGGGUCCCAUGAUUGGUGCCAUGUUUGCAAUAUUCUCGAAUAAAACAGCAAGCGGGGGCGCUUGGUUCGUCCUUCCCUCACUGCUAGCCCUGGCUCUGUCACUGGGAGAUCUGCUGAUCCUGGCAUUUUGUUUGCGUGAAACUUUGCCCAAGGAAAAACGUGUACGAGAAAUCUCCUCCGCCAUGUCUUAUGCUCUGCAAUUGCUUAACAUCUCUUCCAUAUUCAGAUUUUCUGCUAUCAAAAAAGUGCCUAAAAAAGAUAUCGAAGCGCUGCGCGCUAUUGGACUGAUCUACUUUUUAUAUCUAUUUCUAUACUCAGGCCUAGAAUUUACGGUAACAUUUCUGAUGUAUCAUAAAUUUGGAUACACAUCCAUGGACCAAGCCAAAAUGUUCUUAACCACAGGGCUUAUUAUGACGCUACUACAAGGAUCUGUGGUGCGUCGUCUACCAGAGUCCAAGAUUAAGCGCUAUGCCAUCUUUAAUCUUUACCUAAUUGUACCUGCAUUUAUAUUAGUUGGACUGGCAGAAAGCAGCCGGUUGCUGUACGCGGGCAUGAUUCUUUUUGCCAUUUCCACAGCUUUUGUCGUCACUUGUUUAACCACUUUGGUAUCAAAAUAUGGAAACGAUGAUCAAAAGGGCUCAGUAUUAGGCAUUUUUCGUUCGCUGGGUGCUUUAGCACGUGCUCUGGGCCCCGUUGUGGGUUCCAUAGCUUUUUGGUGCGUGGGAUCAAAAAUUACUUACAUAGCAGGCGGAAUUUUGCUUAUAUAUCCAGCAGUUGCAUUGCAACGCGCUCAUAUUUAAAUUAUAUUUAACAUAAGAACAAAGAUAUAUGAAAUUAUUUUUACACAUA